Molecule: messenger RNA, 989 nt
Organism: Ceutorhynchus assimilis (cabbage seed weevil)
Lineage: Eukaryota; Metazoa; Arthropoda; Insecta; Coleoptera; Curculionidae
Source: the annotation of a GenBank genome assembly
AUGAAGAGAAUGUUCGAUGAUUUAAAACAGCCAAUCACAUUCAAUGGCGAUAUGGUGGAGGAGAUGAAAGGAACUAUGCAGGCACUUCUUGAUGGAAAUAAAAUGAUUAAAAAGGAACAGGCACAUCUUAGGUUGAGGAUAGUAGAGCUGGAAAGUGAAAUUACUCGCAUUGAAAGCUCUACAAAAGAUGAGCUCAGUGAGAGGAGCAAAAAUGAAAAAGACUCCUAUGGCAAUGAAGUAUCCAGAUUAGCCAGACCAUUACCAGUAGAAUAUCUUUUGGUCGACGUUCCAGCUUCAACCCCUGUCACCCCUACCUACAGCUUCAAUCCGGACUCAACCAAACAACCCUUCCCAGAUUUCAACGCUUUGGCCAACUAUUUGCAACAAUUCUCCUUUGACCAAUCGGACGAAUUUUAUGAAGCAAUUUCGGAUUUCCAUUUGCUAAUUUAUAUUGCUACAAUGGAUAUGUUGCCAAUGCGCGACGACCUCGGUCCUUUGCUGGAAGCUUUGAAAAACAAAGACCGCGAGGCAGCUGUCCAGUGGUCCAGAUCCGAACAGUGGGCAACAUUGGAACAGUUGAUUGUUGCCAGUUCACCACCAACAUCCAGGCCAGGAAGUGUAGCAGGUGGUACUGUAGGAAGUUCAACGACGCCCCGUGGGGGGCCGAUUUGGACUUGUUCUUUUUGCACGUUUAUCAACGAUGCCGAAGUCCAAAAUUGUGCCAUGUGCAAUUUGCCCAGGGCUCGGACAUAAGUCUAGACAAUUAUUAUUGAUUUCGGAGCUAGUUUAUGUACGAUUUUUUUUGAGUUUAUGUAGAUGCACAACUAACGCUGAGGUUUUUCAGUUUGAUCAGUUCAAUCAGUUAUUAUUGUAAAUAAUACCUAAUAAUAAUUAAUUAUUGCAAUUAGUGUAGAUAUAAGGCAAUUUAAUUUAACUUAUAAUUAUUAUUAUGUUAUCGCAUGGUGGAGUGAAUAAAUUUUUAAACUUUC